Molecule: messenger RNA, 3762 nt
Organism: Blepharisma stoltei
Lineage: Eukaryota; Ciliophora; Heterotrichea; Heterotrichida; Blepharismidae
Source: the annotation of a GenBank genome assembly
AUGGAGUAUCCAGCAGCUCCCAAUCCUGAGCAGCUCUCAACUCUUCUAGGGCAGAUCAUAUCAGGUCAAAACUCACAAGAACUUGAAAAAUACUUCAAGCGCUAUCUCAAACUUUCUCAAAGCAUUCAAGACCUGAUGAAUCAAAUGGUCAAUAAUACCAACCCACAAAUUCGACAACUCUCCAGCGUUUUGCUUACUCCACCUCCGUGAGUGAGCAAAAUCAAUCGAAAAAAUUCAUUUUUUGGUAAAAACCCACCCCUUUGUGGAACAAAUUUUUUAUGAAAAAAAUAUUCCGAUAUAAGAUAAUUAUUAAAUGAAAUCUUUAGUUAAUUUUGUUGAAUUUUAAGCAGCUUCAUUUUAAAACAUAUAUUUUGUAAUUAAAUUUAAAUUCUACUUCUCGAUUGGGAUUUUUUAAUUCAAAAACAAAAUUACUAUAUAGGUUUUUUUAAUAAAAAAAAUUAACACUCCCAUGUGAGAGAAAAAGUUUUUGUGGGGGAUUUAGAAAAAAAAUCAACAAGCACUGGUUGAGCCUUAAUAGUGAUCUGCAAGUUCAGAUCAAAGCAGCUUUGGUUAAUCAGAUUACGAUUGAGCCUGAGCCACUUGUUAGAAAAAAUGUUGCAAGCUUAGCAGCAGCCCUUGCCAUAAACAUUCUUCAAACUUGGCCUGAAUUACUAGGCUUUAUCAAUACCUGCAUUGACAAUGAAUCAGUUCCAGCCAGAGAAAUUGGACUUUAUUUAUUAGCAGAGCUUUUAGAAAACGAAGACAUUUGCAAAUUCUUAAAGCCUCACCAAGAAAAACUUUUGACUCUCUUCGCAAGAUCGCUUGAGGACUCUUCCAGCAGAGAAAUCAGAAAAUGCGGUCUUAAAGCCCUUGGAAAUUAUGUGACCUGUUCAGAGGAAGAAGAAGUCCAAUACAUGAUCCAGCUGAUCCCAAAAAUCAUGGCAGUCGUCAAAGAAUGCGUUGAAGCUCUUGAUGAAGAGCUCGUUGUUUUCGCCUUUGACAUCUUUGACGAGCUUCUUGAUGGUGGCCAUAACUUCGGACCAAAUCUAGAAGUUGUAGUAAGAAUGGCAAUUGAAGCUGUAGGUGGCAACCCUAAGCUUAACUUGUCCACAAGAGAAUGUGCUAUGGAUUUCUUAGAAACCCUUGGCUCUUCUAAUCCUAAAAUUUUAAGCGGAAACCCAGAAGUCCUCAGAUACCUUUUCCAGCACAUUUUCACUAUAGCAACUGAAUGUGAGGACGAUCCAGAAGAAACCACUCCAGUCGAUAUGGCAUUUCGCCUUAUAGAUUCAUUAGCCAUUGACCUCCCCAACAAAUCAGUCUACCCAAUUGCUAUUGAAUUCGCCAAAGCUUUGAUUUCAAACCCAUCUCCUAUACACAGAAAAGCAGGAGUCAUUACCAUUGGAGUCAUUGCGGAAGGUUGCUCUGAUUACAUGAAGCAGGACCUAGAAGCCAUUGUUAAGCAGCUGAUAAGCGCUUUAUAUGAUGCUGACCAGUCUGUAAGAGAAGGUGCUGGACUUUCUUUGGGAUACUGCUCUGAGCACUUAAAACCUGAUAUUUUGGAACUCCAUGAAGUAAUUUUGCCUAGACUUAUUGAGAUUGUUGAUCAGCCAGUCACAAAAGUCAAGCAAAAGGUACUAUAUGCUAUUGACAUUUUCUGUGAAAAUUUCGAUGAAGAUGUAGAGAAAUACCUGGCUGGGCUUGUACCUAAAUUAAUAUCAAUUGCAGUGCAGGAUGGAGAUGCAAAAUCAAGACAAAUGGCAGUUUCUGCUCUUAGUUCGGCUAUUUCUUCAGCUGAACAAAAAAUCCUGCCAUAUUUCAAUCAGAUUAUUCAGUUGCUCAAUACGCUUUUGAAUAAUCCUAGAGAAACUGAUUUAACAUUAAAAGCUACAACUAUUCAAUGUCUUGGUACACUGGCUUCUUCCUCAACCAUAGAGAUUUUUGCUCCUUAUUUAGCUUACAGCAUUGAUAUGGCUUUCCAUUGCUUAUCAGUUGAAACUUUAGAACUCCGCGAAGCUGGCUUCGCAUUUUUCUAUCUAUUAAGCAGACUCCUCAAAGAGCAAAUGGAACCAUACAUCGAUAAAGUUGUAGAAGAAGCUAUUAAAACUUGUGAAGCCAGAGAAGGGCUCGAAGUUGGAGAAGGAGAAAGUGAUGAAAGUGACGAGGAGGAAGAAGAAGAUGAGUCCACUUAUAAGGUUAGAACUGCCUUUUUGGACGAAAAAACUGCAGCCUUACAUACUCUUGGCCACUUAUCUCAGGCUUGCCCAGGCAAAAUUCUACCAUUCUUGCCAAGAAUCACUGAAAAUAUCGAAAUUCUGUUCGAUUAUUUCCAUGAAAACAUUAGAAUGCAAGUAGUCACGACAGCUCAGCAAAUAAUUCAAGGGCUAGUCAAACUUAAUGGUGGAUAUUCUAAUGCACAAGAGUUUUGGCUUCUUAAAGUCUUCCACAGGUAUAUUGAGUUCAUUUCAGACGAUGAAAGCAAAGAAGUCACUAUAAGAGUUUUAGAAGCCAUUGAAGAAUUGCUACAUGAUGUAGGUUCUGAAUUAAUACAAGAUGAUUAUAUGAAGCAGCUUGUAUAUAAGACUCUAAUAAAUUUGCAUUUUUUUAGUAUAAAAAUAAGAUUCUUUAUAAAAAGAUACUCAGAAUAGAAAAAUUCGCGAUCUUAUUAAGUGAGCAAGCCUUAUGCCAACGUGAAGGAGAUGAAACAGAAGGAGACCAUGAUGAAACUCUGAUGGGCGACCUAUGCGAUCUUUUACAAGAGCUUGCAAAGGUCUAUGGUGAGCGCUUUUCUCCUUAUUUCGAGACUUUACUUCCUGGUAUUGCUAAAUUCACAAAAGCUGAGAGAAAUCCACGUGAUAGAACUCUAUUCACUGGCCUUCUUGCUGACACCUUAAAACACAUGCCUUCCGUUGCUCAAAAAUACUCCAACGAUUUUUCCUCACUUGCGCUCCUCAAUCUCCAUUCCAAUGAGGUUUCCCUUUACAGAAACACUUUAUACUAUCUUGGGGUCAUUUGCCAGCAAGCUCCUCAGCUCGCUUCUAACUACCCACAAUAUUUGCAAUCAGUGCAAGCCUUUUUCACACAAGAAUUUGAGCCAGCUACUGUUGAUAACGCAGUUGCUGCAAUUUCCAGGAUGAUUUAUACAGCUCCACAAGCGCUACCACUACCACAACUUCUCCCUGUGAUUUUCCCUAAGUUACCAUUAAAGGACGAUUACUCAGAAACCUCGACAGUCUUAAAAGCAAUAGUUUUUCUCUUUGAGAAUAAUAUUAUUGACAUGUCAAGCUACUUAGAGUAAAAUAUUUUGUUCGUUUAUGAAAGGAGUUUUUUUUUAAAAAAAAAUAUAUAAAUUUAUAUUAAUUUUUUUUGAAUGCACAAAAAUUGAAUUGCAAAACAUAAUCUAAUUUGCAAAGUUUAUGCUUUAACAUACAAGUUGCCUAAAAUUAAUAAUUAUAACUUCUUUAUCAAUUUCCUUUUUCCUAGAAAAUUUUUUGUUAGCUAUUACUUUUUACCCUGAAAAUAGUAAAUUUUGUAAUGGUUUUGCUCACUCAUGAAGAGUGAGGAGUUAGAAAAUCACUAGAAUUGAUAAUUGAAGGACUUGUUGUAAAUGCAGCAGAGCCUGACAAAUAUAAACUUGAGAUCAGCUUAUUGACUUCCAUGAGAGGAAUUGUCAAUAAAGUGAGGGAAACUCCAGUAUUUGUGCAAGUCGCUCAGAAAUUGACACCAGAGAACCAAGCACUUCUUGCACAAAUACUACAAGGUUAA